Molecule: messenger RNA, 1293 nt
Organism: Opisthorchis viverrini
Lineage: Eukaryota; Metazoa; Platyhelminthes; Trematoda; Opisthorchiida; Opisthorchiidae
Exons: 7
Coding region: 1-1293 (430 amino acids)
Source: RefSeq, a predicted model, not a curated record
AUGGCAUCGAGUGUACAUUCCUGUCAUGGAAUUUUACACAUGACCAGUAGGCGCAGUCCCCGGGUUUCCGUCAACCUUAUGUUCCACUUGAAACUAAAUUGCACGAAAUUAGCCAAAUACACUCAUUUGCAAACUGCUGUGGUUUUUCGAAGGACUCAUCUGGAACCUAGCUGGUCGACGAACUUGCUUCAUGCAGUAAUUGACUCAUUCACAAUGUUUCUUUUUAAUCCAGGGUUUUGCCCCUGUCCUCAACUGGCGUUUACCGCCAUGCGAGGAGGCGAGCAACAACAAGAACCAAAUUAUUUCAAUUCAGUAAUUAUAAGGUUGCUGAAAAUUAGUCGACAGCCCACGACCGAUUUCGCCCUUCUUGGGACUCAUCAGUUAGGCACAGCCCCCGAGUUUCCGUCAACCCGACUGCAACAUGAGGCGGCCUGGUGCAGCACAUUCAGCUGCCUGAGAACAUCACAAACGAGAGAUUCAGCUGGGUUGCAGGUGAGUCUCUCGAAAAACCAAAUUAGUUUGCAAAUGAGUGUACAUUCGCUAAGACUACUAAAUGUUUUUAAAGGUGAUGACUUUCUGACACCACUGAUAACCGUGUAUUCAUGCACCAACUUACCAUCUCCCGUCUCCAAUGCGCAGGUACCUACCCAACCCAACCCCACCCCAAAUCAACGGUGGACGAAAUUGUGGCAGCCGCAACCACUCCACGACAAGUACGCGGCCCCCAUAGCUGAUAAUGAAGUGCAAAGACUCUUAGUUCUUACCGGAGUAUUGCCUGAGUCUGGUGGGAACACCGGAUCAGUAAUGCUGAAAUACGCCGAAUGGUAUUCGGAAGAAAUAACUCGCCCACGAUGGAUGAACUGGUCAUACUCUAUCGGUUGCUCUGGCUUGGCCACGUGCUGCGUAUGCCAGUCGAUCGACUUCAUCGAAAGGUUCAUUUUGCAGAACGACACCCAGGGUGGAAACGAGCUAGGGGAUCCCACUGACAGACCUGUACUUACGUACCAAUUUGUCAGCUCCCGCCUUCAAUGCACAGCCACCUACCCCACCUCUCUAAAUCAUCGGAGAACUAAACUGUGGAAGCUAAAACCACUGCACGAUGAGUACGAAACUACUCACAAGGUUGCUGAAAACUCAUCGACAGCCCACGACCGGUUUCGCCCUUCUUGGGGCUCAUCAGGUAGGCGCAGUCCCCUAGUUUCCGUCAACCUUACGUUCUACUUGAACCCAAUUUGGACUAUUUUCGAGAAAUUUGGUUUUCACGAGCGACUCAACAAAAUCCCUCCUUUAUGA